This is a messenger RNA of Pseudoliparis swirei, 3388 nucleotides long. It is a transcript of the gene exd3, whose product is annotated as exonuclease 3'-5' domain containing 3. The transcript is spliced from 21 exons. Gene Ontology annotation, biological process: nucleobase-containing compound metabolic process. Gene Ontology annotation, molecular function: nucleic acid binding; 3'-5' exonuclease activity. The record is from RefSeq and is a predicted model, not a curated record. Bases 124 to 2724 code for a protein of 866 amino acids. NCBI's taxonomy places the organism in Eukaryota, Metazoa, Chordata, Actinopteri, Perciformes, Liparidae.
CAACAAAACUCAACAGAUGUAGCUAGCGUUAAGGUAACGACACUGCAGUCUACCUGACGAUAGCUGGUAAACUGGGGGAAAGUAGCACAUGAGUGACAGCAGCACACCAUCCUGUGGGCAGAAAUGAGCCGUACGACUCCAGAGGCAGUGGGUCUUGACCCUGCCAUGCUGAGAGACCAACUCUUCGAGCUAUGGAACCGGAAAGAUAUGCAGACGCUACAUUUGGCAGCCAUCCAGGGAUUUUCAAAGCUGUCUGAGCCUCUGGAGGCUUUGCUAACAAUCCUGGAGGGCUGUCCAGGAAAACAAAAGGGUCGGAGCCUCACCCUCGGCCUUCACAUCCUAAUGGAAUUCCAAACAUGGAUGAAGGAACAUCCUCAGGCGCCUCUGAGCUCGCUCUUAGAACACCAGGCACUUCAGCAGCGAGCUCUGAGCUUAAUGACGGAUACCCAGUCCAGCUUUGUAGAGAAUCUCAUUCUCAUCUACGAACUCGAUUCCAUGGAUCCAGCCAUUCUCCGAUCGAACAUUAUGAAGCUGCAGGCUCUCCACUGCUACAAAGAGGCAGCAGUGCUCAGCAUUAAGCUGAAGUUGCAGAAAGAACUCAAUAUGGAGGAGAUGUGUGUACCACUAAUCUUGCAAGAUAAGUUGCCCAUGGCAGAGUCCUUCGUCACAGGCCACAAUGAUCUAGAACAACAACUGGUCACACUGCUAGACUCGUGGUGCCACCCCUACUUCAAUGAGGAAGCGAUAUACAAGCGGUACCCUCACUUCUCUGUAACCAAACGGGGCAUGAGCCAGAUCCAGCCCAAAAUGCUCACAAAACACGUCUUCAGACUCGUGGAGAAAUUCCACAUCGACCAAGGUCUGUGUCCCAACGCUCUGCACAAGAGGAGAUUGGACUCUUUACGUUUCCUCAUGUACAAGAGGUUUGUGGAGAAAGGCAUGACCGAUGAGAACUGGAGUGACCAUGUCCAGUACGUCGUGGCAGAUGACUUUGAGCUGCAGAUCCAGUUGGUGGAGAUGUUGAUGAAGUAUUGUGGUCUUCAUAAAGCCUGUCAGUGGUCACUGAGAUACAACAUCCCCAAAAAUCGACUUCCCUGGUCCAUAUGGGAAAUGCAGCAGAGUCUACCGCCUGAGCAACAACAGAUUGGUCCCAGCGGUUCAGCAAAACCUGAGGAGUGGAGACCAUCUCGGUCUGACUGUCAGAACUUCUACCAGGUACCGCUCACCAGAGACAAGGUUCAUUUUGUGGACUCGCCGGAAGCUCUUCAGAGAUGUCGUAACACUGUGCUGAAGGCGAGUAUUGUAGGAGUUGACAUGGAGUGGCAGCCCACGUUUGGCUGUAUCUCAACUCAGCAGGUUGCCCUGAUACAGCUUGCCGUUUUGGACCAGGUGUUCUUAUUAGACCUUUGUGCAAAUGGGUUCCGCCAAUACCCAGAUACAAUUAUUUUCAUGCAGACCUUGUUCUCGGAAAGAAACAUCCUUAAACUGGGUUAUGGUAUGUCAGGGGAUCUCAAAUGUCUCAUAGCCACCUGGCACCUGGAGCCAUUGAAGAUUGAGGCGAUGCUUGAUCUUCUUAAUGUACACCAAAAGCUCCAGCGCCGAAAGGUCAAUAGGACUCAAAAUGGACCUCAAGAGGUGCUGGUAGGAAAGAACUCUCCAGAGAAAGGCCUCAGUCUGAUGGUACAACAGGUUCUGGGAAGGCCCCUCGACAAGACAGAGCAGAUGUCCAACUGGGAGAAACGGCCACUGCGCAUCAGCCAAAUUAGAUAUGCAGUGGCAGAUGCCUACUGUUUGCUGGAUGUGUACUCUGCGCUCUCCAGCAACCCAGCUUACUUUGGGCUACCAGCUGACCUGCGCAGCAUCUCAUCAAGCCAACCGGAGAAGAGUGCAACCAAGAAACAGACCCAUGGCAAAGAGGAAUGUCAGGGGGCUCAAAGGGUCAGUCCCCCUCGCUCCAACACAGAGAAAGGCCUCCUGUGUGGCGUGAAGCGCUCAGAAGACAGUCCCCCUCUGCCCCCCCAGCAGUUGCGGGUGGUGUGUGACAACAUGCUGCAGGGACUUGGGAGGUACCUGCGCUGUUUAGGUGUUGAUGUGAUCAUCUUGGAGAGCACUGAUGAUCACAGAGUAGCAGCAGAGUUAGCACACGCUGAAGGCCGCUUCAUUCUCACAUCUGGACUCCCGUUCCAAACGUUGCGGUCCCAGGUGGCUGAGGGUCGCUGUCUGUCCCUAGACUGUUCAGAAAAGGCCAGAGACCAGGCUGUGCGAGUCCUCAGGCACUUCAACGUCCAGCUCACUACCAGUGAUAUAUUCAGCCGCUGCCAGGCGUGUAACAGUGACCAGUAUGCAGCGGUGCCCCGAAAGGACAUGGUCAGGAUGCUGAAACAGAGAGGAUUUCUGCAGGGCCAGGACGACAUUGACCACACACAACAGGAAGAGGACAAGCUCGGUCACAUUCUGACCCCUGAAAUCCCCAGGUAUGUUCAGUGUCAAUGGGCCCCCCUUUCAGAGCUGGACCCCGACACCCUGACCUUUCCCGGGGGGGCACCCGUACAGCUCCAUAGCGUGCCCCCUGCCCUCCUGCCGAAGAUACCGCUCUACUAUGUCUGCACCAGAUGUGGCAAGGUGUUCUGGGAAGGCUCUCACUUUGGCCGCGUCCUCUCCAUGUUUCAGGACGUCUUACACAUAACAGACACUGAAGCAGCUGCGGCUGCACAGCAGAACUGACACUUGUCGAGCGACUGCACCUUACCUGACCUCAAAUAUUUCCAUAUUUAGCCUAAAUUUACACUUUAAAAACUGAGUUUUCAUUCAAUCCAAUGACAUAAUUGUUUUCCCUUUUUCUAAUUGAUAAAAGUGUAAUAAAAAGAGGCGUAGAGACUGAAUUCACCUGACAUCACAAGAGAAACACCAACUUCAAAACCUUUUGAAAUAAUUGGAUUUCCUGUUCCCCAUCUGGUUUUAACAUUUGUCAAACCAAAAAGCAGACUCCCAUAUUCUCAACCGUGUUAAAGCUUUUGUGUUUAACGUUAAAGGUUUAAAGCUCAGUGAACCAAAGACGGGUCAAGCUGUGAUCCAGUUGUGUUGGUGAUUGUAUUCGCUGCUCUACCACAUUCAUGGGGGUUUAUGCUUUGGAUUUUAUUGAGAUUGUUUGAAAUAUUACUCAAGGAAUUUCCCUCGCCAAGGAAGCUUAUCAUCAAACUAUCAAGUUUGUUGCUAUUUUAUUUCCUGUUAUUUUAAUGAUUUAAUUUUAAAUUAGCUAGGCUAAGUUCUGUGGCAUUUUUUUAGCAGUCUUUAAUACUGUAUAUUUCUAUUCUGUGUUUUCAUCUGUAUCAUUUUUUAUUAUUUAGCUAAAAGCUGAAUAUGCAGAAAUAAAGUGCUUUUCAUUUUA